AUUGGCGAUCGGAAGCGCGGUGGGGGUCCCGAUCGUGUUCUCGCCGGAAGAAGGGUGGCGGAGGAGGAGUGUGAUCUUCGCAAUCGGAGAUUGACCGUUUGGACCAGCUCUGAAGUUGACUCUUUGAAAGCUUCCAGCAGUAUUGCAUGGCGUGAAGAAACUUGAGUGGAGUUGCAAGUCAUAUUACUCUAGACACUGGUCCAACAUUUGCAUUCAGAGAGGAGCUCAGAUCGACUUCCCUUAUGCUGAGCCUUCAAGUAAUGUUUCGCUGCUUUUUCCUGCAUAUUCCUUGCCUGGCUUGGAAGUUUCCUAUUUAAUCUGCCUGAAUUUCCCUUUUUGAGAUUAUCAGAGUAUAUGCUCUUGUUAUGGUUGCGUAGAUACCCAACCUGUGACGAGAGAAAGAUGGCUUUUCGUGGUGAAGACGAGCAGACGGAGGAUUACCUGUUCAAGAUAGUUCUUAUUGGUGAUUCAGCUGUUGGGAAAUCAAACUUACUUGCAAGAUUUGCCCGGGAUGAGUUUUACCCCAAUUCAAAGUCAACUAUAGGAGUAGAAUUCCAAACGCAGAAGAUGGACAUCAAUGGAAAGGAAGUGAAGGCGCAAAUUUGGGAUACAGCCGGCCAGGAGAGAUUCAGGGCUGUUACAUCUGCAUAUUAUAGAGGAGCAGUUGGAGCUCUUUUGGUCUAUGAUAUUAGCAGACGCCAAACAUUUGAUAGCGUUGGUAGAUGGCUUAAUGAACUUCACACUCACUCCGACAUGAAUGUUGUGACUAUACUUGUCGGUAACAAGUCCGAUCUUAAGGAUGCAAGGGAAGUGACAGUCGCUGAAGCAAAAGCCUUGGCGGAAGCUCAAGGCUUGUUUUUCAUGGAAACUUCAGCCCUUGAUUCCUCGAAUGUUGUUGCUGCAUUCAAGACGGUGGUUGAAGAGAUAUACCGAAUAUUAAGCCGGAAAGUCAUCGCUUCACAAGAACUGAAGAAGCAGGAUCCAAUAUGGGUAGGUAAUGGAAAGACUGUUGUUUUACAGGGUGAUGGUAAUCAGGAAACCGAUGCAGCACCCAGAAAAGCUUGGUGUUGUUCUGCUUAGGAUUUUACAUAGGUUAAAAGCUUUAGCCUUUUAUUUCACACGAUUUCUUCUUUCUCCCCUGGUCGAAAUGCUCAGUAAAUACUGAUUUUUUUUUUUUUUCACUUUUUUGGGGGUUUAUGAUGGUUGAAGCAGAGGUAUGAGGGGAGAGAGAAUGUACAUGACCUGUGGUGGAUGUAUAAUGUAUGGAGCAAUCUGUAGUUCAUACAAAUGGUGCAUCUGUCGUUGCCGUCUGGAUGAUGAACUUUUGUAUGAGCAAUUCCCUCCUUGUUACCUUGAAAGGAAAUUCCAGCUGCCGUCAAGUCAAGUCCCUUCCACAGAUUGUCUAAAAUGAUGAGGAUUUUCUUCUUCGGGUCGCUUACUAGCCUCUUACGCAAAAGAUCUGCUCUUCCAAGUACAGUUUCCUCAUUAGUCUUCAUGCCUAACAUAUGGACAGUUUCUGCUCGAUGCCAUGUUAGGCUUGCAGCUUAAUGAGGAAAUAGUACUUGGAAGAGCGAGUCUUCUACGUAAGAGGCUACGAAGCUACCCGAGGAAGAAAAUGCUCAUAUUUUAUACGAUCUGUGGAAGAGACUCGACUUGAAGACGGUUGUAAUUCCCUUUUAAGGUGACGAGGAGGGAAUAUCUCAUGUAAAUAUUCUUGAUCCGGACGACGAAAACAGAUGAAACUUAUUGUUGAUAUCUCAAGAAUCAAGAUUUCAUUCGA
Molecule: messenger RNA, 1780 nt
Organism: Syzygium oleosum
Lineage: Eukaryota; Viridiplantae; Streptophyta; Magnoliopsida; Myrtales; Myrtaceae
Product: ras-related protein RABA5a-like
Exons: 4
Coding region: 355-1080 (241 amino acids)
Cellular component (GO): endosome
Molecular function (GO): GTPase activity; GTP binding
Source: RefSeq, a predicted model, not a curated record